AGGGCGAAACUAAACACUUACUAAAAGUAAAGGGCUUUAAUGCUCGACAGGUUUAUUACUUCUUCCUCUGUCACUCCAAGUGCUCUGACCAGUAAAAUGCAGCGCCGGCAAGAAACCGAUGGCCGCCGCAGCGUAGUGGUGGAGCUACCACUCGAAGACGACGGCGCAUUCGAUUUGGAAAAAGCAGUAUGUAGCCACGGCUUAUUCAUGAUGGCUCCAAACCGGUGGGACCCACUCUCCAAAACCCUAGAACGUCCGUUACGCCUAUACGACGAUGAUCACGAACAUUGUCUUCUCGUCCGAAUAUCUCAAUCCUCAGAUUCUCCUCAUUGUCUCCUUCUACGUGUUUUCGGUGUUUGCUUUUCCUAACUUGACUAGACCAAGUGUUUGAAUACAAUCUCCAAAAGACGCGUGACAUCUUAAUUUGCCCGUAAUAUUUCCUUCAUAUGACAGCUGACUCAUUAAUUUUGAGGUGUGUUUUGAUAAGUUGUCGGUGAUAGUUUAUUUAAGAAAUACAAACACCUAUCAGUUCAGGUAGCAAACUUUGCAAAAAGGGUCAAGUGAGGCGAAUGCUGAGAUUAUCGGUGGAAGAGAAUAAAAGAGUGAAAGAGUUUCAGGAUAUUUGUGAAGAAGCAAAGGAGAGGGGAUUUGGAAGAGUGUUUAGAUCGCCGACAUUGUUUGAGGACAUGGUCAAGUGUAUGCUGCUCUGCAAUUGCCAGUGGUCAAGGACGUUGACCAUGGCUGAGGCAUUAUGUGAGCUUCAGUUGGAGCUAAACUGUCCCUCGUCUGCUGCAUGUUUUUCUGUUGCUGAUAACCGAAAUCAGUUGAAGGGUGUAACUGCUGCUGAAUCUGAGCAUUUCACUCCAAAAACACCAGCAGGAAAAGAAUCAAGGAAAAGAGCUGGAGCUUAUGGAUGUUCCAGAAACUUGUUGGAGAGGCUUACAGAAGUCGAAGAAAUUUUCGUGGAUGAAGAGAAACCGGAUGUAAGUGUGAGACCCGCAUUUCCAGAUGGUAAAGAGGUGGUUCUACAAAAAAGUGAUCUUUGUCAGGCUACUGCAGAGGUUUGUGAAGUUAGUACAAGUGAACCAUUCAAUUCUGAUCCUUCAGAAGAUGGAGAGCUGAGCUUCAAUAAGCUUGGGAAUUUCCCUAGCCCGAAAGAAUUGGCAGGCCUUGAUGAGAGUUUUCUAGCAAAGCGUUGCGGUCUUGGCUAUAGAGCUGGGCGCAUUAUAAAGCUUGCUAAGGGCAUAGUUGAAGGCAGGAUUCAGCUGAAAGAACUUGAAGAAGCUUGUAGCAACCCAAGCUUGUCCAACUAUGAUAAAAUGGCUGAGCAACUGAGAGAAAUAGAUGGAUUUGGCCCUUUUACCUGUGCUAAUGUACUGAUGUGCUUGGGUUAUUACCAUGUGAUUCCUACUGAUUCAGAAACAGUUAGGCAUCUAAAACAGGUUCAUGCAAAAACCUCCACCACGAUUAAGACAGUUCAAACAGAUGUCGAAAAAAUUUAUGGGAAGUAUGAACCGUUUCAGUUCUUGGCGUAUUGGUCAGAGGUGUGGCACUUUUAUGAUGAAUGGUUUGGUAAGUUAAGCGAGUUGCCUCACUCUCAAUAUAAACUUAUUACUGCCGCAAAUAUGAGACCGAAAAGAAAUGUCAAAUGCAAGAAGUUGAAGAUAACCUCGGCGGAGAAGCUUGGCAUGUAACAUAAAAGGAAAAUGCUGAGAAGCUUGGCAUGUAACUUAAAGAGCUCAGGCAUGAAUGGUUAAUGCUGAAUUUGCCUUUUAUUUUGUUCAUGUAAUUUCCUUUCCCUUCAGGUAAUUUAUUCUUUGUUCUGUACAUGAAUUAGUCUUUCAAUCUUCUAUAGAUUUAUCUAGCAAGAACUGUUUCCUGCU
Molecule: messenger RNA, 1883 nt
Organism: Lycium barbarum (goji berry)
Lineage: Eukaryota; Viridiplantae; Streptophyta; Magnoliopsida; Solanales; Solanaceae
Exons: 6
Coding region: 570-1694 (374 amino acids)
Biological process (GO): DNA repair; base-excision repair, AP site formation
Cellular component (GO): nucleus
Molecular function (GO): 8-oxo-7,8-dihydroguanine DNA N-glycosylase activity
Source: RefSeq, a predicted model, not a curated record